CCCCACAGGACUGCUCACCAGCCCAGGAGGAAGAAUUUCUGGAACAUGCCAAGUUCAUCACCGAGGACCUGGAGUGGCUGCUGGAACUGCCACACGACAAGUUCUGGUGUCAGGUGGUGUUCGACGAGUCGCUGCAGAAGUGCCUGGACUCGUACCUGCGUCACGCGCCCCGCGGCCUCGACUCCUCGGCGGCGCCCUCGAACCCCGGCCGUGGCGAGACAUGCAGCGCCACGUUCACAGGCACGUCUUCAUGGCCUUCCUCAGGAUGGCCACGCACAAGGAGUCCAAGGAGGACUUCAUAACUCCGGCUGUGUUCGGGGAGAUCAUCUACAACAACUUCCUGUUUGACAUUCCCAAGAUCCUGGACCUCUGUGUUUUGUUUGGGAAAGGCAUCCAGCUGCUCCACAAGAUGAUCGAGAACAUUUUUACCCAGCAGCCCUGUUACUAUGGAGACCUGGACGAGGCCGUGCCCUCCGUGUUACAGGUGUUUGACACGGUUCUCCAUAAGUGUGGGAUCCAGUGUGAGGGGGAGGAGCCUCUGAGGCUCAGCGCCCACGGACGGCCCACCGCCAUGACCAUGACUCAGCAGGACCUGGUGGAUCUGCUGCUCUACCUGUGUGACACCUGCACCACCAUCAACGCCUUCCUGGAUGUCUACCCCCCCGCCUGCUCCACCUUCCACACCCACAGCUUCCUUUCCAGGCUGGCCUCGUUCUAUGAGACUGUUGUGCCUGAGUUGGAGAAGGCUGUGAGGAAGAGGAACUUUGACAACAAGAGUGUUCAGGAGGACCUGUGGAGGAGGCUGUGUCAUUCUCGUAGGAGGAUGGUGCAGCUGGCUCACCUGCUGCUCCAACACAGCUGCCUGCAGCCAAUCCUGGAGGGGGGGGAGAACAUUCAGACGUUUGUGGAGGAACUCUUACAGCACCUCACUGCUUUCCUACCAGAGAAAAGGUUCCUGUGUGACUAUGACGAGCAGUUCCCCAUCGCUGACAACAUCAGCCUUCUCCAGCAGGCCUCUCCUCUCCUCGACGACACCCGGACCUCCUACCUGCUGCAGGGCGUGGGGAUCGCCUGGGAUAGCGUGGGCCGGAAGAGGCCCCGGGCCCGGGCCUCCCCUGGGCUGGGGGCCGUCCAGAGGGCGGAGGGGGAAGCAGGGGCCUGGGGAGGAGAGGGGGCCCUGGAGCCUGGGGAGGGAGGGGAGAGGCCCAGGGGCGCGGAGGCCAUGAUGGAUGUGCACCCGAAGGGAAACAACGGGGCGUCGGGCACCAUCAGUGCGGGGGAGCUGGAGUCCCUGCUGAGCCACAUCAGCGAGCUGCUCCCGGACCUGGGGGAGGGCUUCCUGCUGGCCUGCCUGCAGCAGUACGGCUACAGCUCUGAGCUGGUCAUCAACAACAUCCUGGAGGAGCGGCUGGCCCCGGACCUCCUCCAGCUGGACAGGGCCAUGCCCAGGCCGGUGAAGGAGGAGCCGGCUCCAGUACUGAGCAGCAGGUCCAACGUGUUCGACGACGACGAGUUUGACGUCUUCAGCAGGGAGCAGGUGGACAUGUCCCGCAUCUGGAAGGGCAGGAGGAAAGGAGAGAGCGCUCGCGACAUGCUCAACGACAAGAAGCACAUCGCCGAGCAGAAGGCCCGCUACCUCGCCUACGAGACGGUGGUGGACGAGGUCGUCGUCACGCCCGGCGACCCGGCCUUCGCCCUGGACGACUACGACGACGAGUACGACGACACCUACGACAUCAACCAAGUGGGCGCCAACGACCUGGACGGAGACAGCAACCUGCUCAACCGCAGGCCCUUCACCGUGCCUCAGGUGCUGCGUACGGGCGGCCGGCCAGCCCCGGAGGAGGAGGAGGAGGAGGAAGAGGAGCCAGAGGAGAGCGGCGGGGUGAAGAGAGACCAGUUUGUGCAGGACCCGGCUCUGCUGAGGGAGAGGGCGGAGGCCCGCAGAGCAACCAUGCAGCAGAGGAGAGGGUACAGACCAGACCCUCCCCCCAGCCAGGUGGGGGGGCGGCCCAAGGGCCAGGGCCAGACCCAGGACACCGUCCUGGACCGCCGCAAGAAGGAGGCUAACAAGAGCCGCGGGGCCAACCACAACCGCAGGGCCAUGUCUGACCGCAAGAGAACCAAGGGCAUGAUCCCCUUCUGAGGACCGUCACGGUGGUACCGACGAACUCACCUUGGAGACCUGCCAAGCAGACUGUGUGCACGAGAUAUGGAAGCGAUGGUGGCGAUGGGUCAGAAUGAGAGGAAGAGAGAGAGGGAGGACGGACGGACGGAGAGAUGGAGCAUGGAUCGGCCAUCCCAGAGAUAAAGGUCAAAGGUUGUGACCCCCGGUUUAGUUAACCUCCUGAAGGUCAGGGGUCUCCUGCAAUCCUCCUUCCCACUACCAAGGUCAUGUUCUAAGGGCUUUUUUAGGGUUCUGUGGUGAAGAAAUACUA
Hypomesus transpacificus is the source of this 2438-nucleotide messenger RNA. It is a transcript of the gene ascc2, whose product is annotated as activating signal cointegrator 1 complex subunit 2. Gene Ontology annotation, biological process: regulation of DNA-templated transcription. The record is from RefSeq and is a predicted model, not a curated record. Gene Ontology annotation, molecular function: ubiquitin binding. NCBI's taxonomy places the organism in Eukaryota, Metazoa, Chordata, Actinopteri, Osmeriformes, Osmeridae.